AUGAGAGGAAUUACUAUCUUAUUAUCCGUAGUGUUUCAUAUCACUAGAGCUUUAGCUGUGAUAAUCUCCCUGGAUACAGUUGUAUAUAAUACCUUUUUAAUAUCUAGUGGUGGUGUUCAAAUUUAUGAUGAUACUUAUUUGGCAAUUCUUGAUGAUACAGGAACAACAAUUACAGGAGAUGUCAUCAUCGGAACUGGAGGAAAUCUUUAUACUAAUGAUCUGACCUAUAUUAAUAAUUUGGCAAUCACACUAUGUAAUCAGCUUGGAGAUUUUAUCAAUAAUGGUUCAGUUACAUUUGUUAGUCUUAAUUCGUUUCUUGCUAGUUAUUAUUAUAUUACACCUUUGAAUUCAUUUAUAAAUAAUGGAGAAAUUUUCUUGGCUUAUAGCGGCAUUGCUAGCGGAGGUGUGAAUUAUAUCUCAAGUCCUUCCAUAAUUAAUAAUGGUUUAAUCAUAUUUUAUCAAACUUUACCUAAUGAUGAUUAUGUCACUUUACAAGGUACUUUUACAAAUAAUGGUCAAAUUUGUCUUUAUAAUAAACGAAUAUAUCAAAAUGCAGAUAUCAAUGGUGUUGGUUGUAUUACAAUUCAACAACAAGGAAUCAUGGAAAUAACUAAGCCUUUGUCUUAUUUACAAGGUCAAACAUUCUUUUUGGCAGGUAAUGAAUCCAUGAUUAAUGUUUAUCCUGUAUUCGGAACCGAAACCAUCACAGUUGCAGGAUUUGGAAAUGGUAAUAUCAUAGCUCUAGAUUAUAAUCUUCAAAGCAUGAAUUAUGAUGAACUGGGAAUAUUAACCAUUUGUUCCUCUGGUGAAGGAUGUCAAGAUUUUGAUAUUGGUCAAGGUUACAACUCUCUGGGUUUUGAAAUGGUGAUUAAUAAUCCGUUUGGGCUGUAUGGGGUUUAUUAUCCCGAUCCACCACCAAAUCCUGGUAUACCAGUUGGAUGCUCGCUUUUUACUGAAGUGCCAAUAUUUCCUGGAUCUAUCUCGACUACGUCUUCUUCUUCUUCUUCUUCUUCUUCUUCUUCUUCUUCUUCUCCUUCUUCUUCAACAAGUUCUUCUUCGAUAUAUUCAUCCUCGUCAUCCUCGAGUGGAAUAUUACUGAUAAGUAGUUCGUCGUCAUCAGGUAGCUCGAUAAUGUCUAGUUCUUCUAUAUCCUCACUUUCUUCAGGCACUGUUAGCCUAUUACCAUCAAGUAGUUCUUCAUUAUCAAGUUCAUUUGAAUCAACAAGUACUUCAUCUACAGAAUUUUCAACUUCUCAGUCCUCAUCAACAUUGACAAGUAUUUCUGAAAGUAUAUCGUCAUCCAAUCUAUUAACAUCAAGCAGUUCUUUAUUAUCAAGUUCAUUUGAAUCAACAAGUACUUCAUCUGCAGAAUCUUCAACUUCUCAGCCAUCAUCAACAUUGUCAAGUAUAUCUGAAACUACUUCGUCAUCCAAUACUUUAAGUUCAAGUUUUACUGCUUCGUCUGAACCUGCUUCUAUCAGUGAAUCGAGUAGUUCUUCGUCGCUGCCAUCAACUAGUUUAUCUUCUCCAUCUUCUUCAUCUUCUGCUCUAUCAUCAAAUACAGAAACAUCUUCAAUGAUAACAUCAUCCACACAUUCCGAGUUUUCUUCAUCAACAACAUUGCUUAUAGAAUCAACUAGUAUACCAUCAACUAGUAUACCAUCAUCUAGUAUAACUCCUUCUUCAGUCUCUUCUUUAAUUACUUCAAGUACAGCUUCUACUUCUAUAGAACCAUCCGCCAUCUCCUCAUUUAGUACAAUAACUUCCAAUACCUUAUCAUCAUUUAUAUCAUCAUUUCCACUGGUUUCAAUUCCAUCAUCAUAUGCCUCAACUAUAACCACGUCUGUAAGUACCCAAUCAGGCUCAUUGACCAUCACCCUAUACUCCAACUCGUCGAUAUCAUAUCCAUCGUAUUCUCUAUUAUCAGAGUCUCUUUCUAGAACAGCUUCGAUAAGCGCUAGUAUAACUGGCGAAUACAGUCCCUCUUCCACCAGUUCUUCUACUAUAUUGAGUGAAUCAUCCAGUAGUCCUAGUUCAAUUGAAUCAACCACCACUUCAUUAACGUCAUCUUUCAUAUCCAAUGAAUCAAGUGGUUCAUCUUAUUCAUCUUCAAUAUCCAUCUCAACAAGUCCACCUAUUUCUAUAAGCUCCACUAGUCCGUCUAUUACUUUUAUUUCCUCCAGUUCUAUUUCUAUAAUUUCAUCCUUUAUUGAAUCAAGCUUAUUUACUUCCGGUGUAUCUUCAGAAAGUGUACCAAUAUCGAUCUCAGGAACUACGUUAGGUUCGUCUUCCAUAGCUUCAAAUUCAAUUCCAUCAACAAAUGGUAGUAUAACUACCAGUGCUGAAUCUUCUCCAACUUCGGGAAGUGGACCAACUACUAUAUACGGCGUGUUUGAUACUUCGAUGCCUCCAUUAUCAUAUGUGGAUCUUGAUUCAUACUACACUACUUCGAUCCCAAUGGCUCCUGCCUUCGAUGGAAUAUUCUCAUUCAAAUUCUCUGGUAAUGCUCAACCUGGUGACAUUGCCCAUCUAGUAUUACCAAAUGUGUUUGAUAUAUUUCAGGGAACAGGUGGUAUAGUUAAAAGAGCAGAUGGAACAACAUCUUUAUCUGUUGAUGAUAUUGAUUAUGCCGAUUGUAUAGUCACCAUGGCUGGUUCUACAAAUGAUGAGACCACUGUCGACUGUACAGUCAAUAGUAAUAUACUUACCAAUCCUGACGUUAGUGGAUCUCUUAUUUUACCAUUGGUGCUUAAUAUUGGUGGAUCUACUUCUCCUACUGAUAUUCAAGCUGCAAAUGCCUUUGUUGCUGGCAAUCAACCAAUUAUCUUCAAUGACGGUCUUAACGAUAUUUUCUCAUCGGUCACAUUUGCUGCUGGUAGUCCAUCUCCGGGUGAUCCAAGCGUUCUCGUAUAUGCUUCUAGACCUCAACCAUGGAAUAAUUUAGAAUCAUUCUAUGUAUUAGGUGGAAACUGUACUUCCUCAUCUGGAUCAGGUGAAAUCAGUAUUUCUGUGACCGAUGGUUCGAUUGACUGCCCAUCGUGGUCUGCAGGUAUUACUAAUAGUCUUAAUGCAUGGUACUUCCCAACUACAUAUGAAACAUUAAGUAGUGUGAGUAUUGCUUCAUGUGGCCCUUCAUCUCUUGUUCUAUCAUAUUACGGUGUUCCAACUGGGUACAGAUUAUUCAUCAGUGUUGAUGCUGAGACAGAUGGUUCUAUUCAAGCUACGUUCAAUGAUGAGCAUUCGUGUGUAGCAUUAUCAUCAGGUUCAUCAGUCACUGUGGGUUCUACUAUUAGUGUGAGUCCAACAGUUAUCAUCAGUACAUAUACCACUUCAUCCGUAUUUAGUUCUACAGAGAUUAUCAUAACUGUUAUUAAUGGAGUUAGUGAAACGUUGACUACUGUUGUACCAAUCACUUCUUUAGAAACUAUAACGACUAGUUUUACUGAAUUUGUUCCUGUCGCCACUGAAACUACAGGUAUAACAGUUGGUGGUGGAACCAAAUCUUAUAUUACUACUACAUUCUGCCCAGUUGGUGAAGAGAGUUCCAUCACAGCUACUGAAGUAAUCGUAACCACCAUCGAGACUACGUAUUGUCCAGAGGAAGGUGCAAAUACCAUUCCUGGUCAAGUUGUUACCACUGCUAUUGUUGCUACUACAGUCACAGCUAAAAUGUCAAAUUCAACUCCUACUUCUGUUGCUGCUAUUGAAACUCAAAAUGUUGCGCCAACAACUGAAGUUGUCACUGAAACCAAGGUAGGUGAAACCCUUGUAGAAAUUACAACGGAAAGAAAAGGUUCAAUCAUAAUUAUUGAAUCAACAAUUUCUGUAGAAGAAGUUCCAACUACGUAUGAGACUACUACCACUGCUAAUAAUGUAUAUGCCACAGAGGUGUUCGCCACUGAAGUUGGAACUAUUCCUUUAGUUACUACUAGUUCAACGGCUUCAGUGGUCCCACAAACUAGUCCCGUCGAAGGCUCUGCUAAUAGAUUCCAGUAUUCUAUCACAUUUUUGCUAACUUUAUUAUUAUCAUCCAUUAUCUAA
This is a messenger RNA of Scheffersomyces coipomensis, 4041 nucleotides long. Its product is annotated as Hyphally regulated cell wall protein N-terminal-domain-containing protein. The coding region runs from base 1 to 4041 and encodes 1346 amino acids. NCBI's taxonomy places the organism in Eukaryota, Fungi, Ascomycota, Pichiomycetes, Serinales, Debaryomycetaceae. The record is from RefSeq and is a predicted model, not a curated record. Gene Ontology annotation, cellular component: fungal-type cell wall. Gene Ontology annotation, biological process: cell-cell adhesion. The transcript has a single exon. Gene Ontology annotation, molecular function: cell adhesion molecule binding.